GUUCAGUGAAUGAGAACCAGAGACCAUCAAAUUCCUAUAAUGGAGACCUGAAUGGGCUGCUGGUGCCUGAUCCCAUUGUGGCUGGAGAUGGACCAUCUCUGGCUAAGCCAGUGCAUCGCAGCAUUUCUCUGGGAGCCCUGCAGGAGAAGCAAGUCAUCUGCCUUUCUGGUGAUGACAGCUCCACUUGCGUAGUGAUAUCGGCAAAGGAUGUGGAGAUAGUGGCCAGCAGUGAUUCCAGCAUCACCAGUAAGGCCAGAGGGAGUAACAAGGUGAAAAUACAGCCUGUUGCUAGAUAUGACUGGGAGCAGAAAUAUUAUUAUGGCAAUCUGAUAGCUGUUUCAAACUCUUACCUGGCUUAUGCCAUUAGAGCUGCCAGCAACGGCUCCGCCAUGGUGCGGGUGCUGAGCGUCAGCACUGCCGAGCGGACCUUGCUGAAGGGCUUCACAGGCAGCGUGGCAGACCUGGCUUUUGCUCAUCUCAACUCCAACCAGUUGGCGUGUCUGGAUGAGGCUGGGAACCUUUUCGUCUGGCGCCUGGCCAUGGAUAAAGAGAAAAUCCAAGAGGAGAUCUUGGUUAACAUCAAGCGACCUGGCAACACCCCGUUGAACACCUCUCGAAGAAUCAUCUGGUGCCCUUUCAUCCCAGAUGAUAAUGAGGAGAGUGGUGAAGAGGGAAGUCAAACGUUGGCAUUGCUGCAUGAGGACAGGGCAGAGGUGUGGGAUUUGGACAUUAUCCGAGCGAACAACAGCUCCUGGCCAGUGGAGGUGCCUAGCAUCAAAGAAGGCUUCAUCGUAGUGAAAGGCCACAGCACGUGCCUGAGCGAGGGAGCCCUUUCUCCAGAUGGAACUGUGUUGGCCACAGCAAGCCAUGAUGGUUUUGUCAAAUUCUGGCAAAUCUAUAUUGAGGGGCAAGACGAGCCAAGAUGUCUUCAUGAGUGGAAGCCCCAUGAUGGCAGGCCUCUGUCCUGCCUGCUCUUCUGUGACAACCAUAAAAAACAAGACCCAGAGGUUCCCUUCUGGAGAUUUCUCAUCACAGGAGCAGAUCAGAACAGAGAACUGAAGAUGUGGUGCACUGUGUCUUGGACCUGUCUGCAGACUGUGCGGUUUUCUCCUGACAUCUUCAGCUCCAUGAGUAUUCUUCCCAGCCUGAAAGUCUGCCUGGACCUCUCCGCUGAAUAUCUGAUACUGAGCGAUGUGCAGAGAAAAGUCUUGUAUGUGAUGGAGCUGAUGCAGAACCAAGAAGAGGGCAAAGCUUACUUCAGCUCCAUCUCGGAGUUCCUCCUCACCCACCCAGUCCUGAGCUUUGGCAUCCAGGCGGUGAGCCGCUGUCGGUUACGACACACCGAGGUGCUCCCAGCAGAAGAGGAGAAUGACAGCCUGGGUGUCGAAGGUGCUCAGGGAGCUGGGGCUGUUGAAUCCGCAGCGGGUGUGCUGAUAAAACUCUUCUGUGUGCACACCAAGGCCCUGCAGGAUGUGCAGAUUAGAUUCCAGCCUCUCCAUAGCCCUGACAUGAGUGCAUCUGUGCCUGCCCAUGGCUCUCAUGAAGACUUUGCCUUUCCAGACCACAUGGCUGAUCUAAACACAGAAGGGCUGGGCUCUGAAAAGGGGUCAGUGCAUGGCUCUCAACCAGACCUGCGGCGUAUCGCUGAUCUGCCGGUACCAGCAGACUUCCUGUCUCUCUCCAACGAUGCCAAACCUAAACUGAUGACUCCAGAUGCAUUCAUGACACCCAGUACAUCUCUUCAACAGAUCACUGUUUCUCCAGGCAGCAGUGUCAGUUCCCUGACUGCAGUCACAGCGAUGAGCAGCACUUCUGUCACAGAUACUUCUAUGCCCAGGCCAUCAGAAGACUUGACUGUGAGCCCAAAGAUGCAGCUGGACACCAGCCUCACACUGAGUAGCAGCAGCAGCAGCCUCCAGGCUAGUCCUAGGAGCCAUUCCGUUCUUAUCCCCGGCCUCCCUGACAAGCUAACACCAAAGGCACCUGUUCCAGUCGCAGCAGGAAACCCCUCUCUAGCACUGGAACUGCAGGAGGUGGAGCCCUUGGUGGUACCCCAGGCUUCUCCCACCCGUGAGCGCUCGCCAGACGUCAUUUCCUCUGCUUCCACAGCCAUGUCCCAGGAUAUCCCAGAGAUUGCUUCUGAGACCUUGCAGCGCAGCUUUGGGGCGGCCCCGGGCGGGCUCCCCGCGGAGGUGCUGGAGCCCUCUCACCACGCCGACACGAUGGCCUCCGCCGCCUCCGCCUUGCACCUGCUGUCGCCGAGGAACCGGCACGGCUCCGAGCACAGCCACCACUCUUUGGACAUGCCUCCAGUGGAGGUGGACAGACUGAACGCUCCGUCCUUACUGGAGACGGCCUUAACUCAGGAAAACGCGUCUUCUGACAGCGUCGUGAGUCAGCCCUGGCCAGCGGCCCCUGACAUCACCAGGGAGACCAGGAACAGCAUGGAUUCCUCACAGAAUUAG
Messenger RNA from Merops nubicus (carmine bee-eater), 2465 nucleotides. It is a transcript of the gene EDC4, whose product is annotated as enhancer of mRNA decapping 4. The record is from RefSeq and is a predicted model, not a curated record. The annotation marks the transcript as partial. Gene Ontology annotation, biological process: deadenylation-independent decapping of nuclear-transcribed mRNA. The transcript has 18 exons. Gene Ontology annotation, molecular function: protein binding. Gene Ontology annotation, cellular component: P-body. Lineage: Eukaryota; Metazoa; Chordata; Aves; Coraciiformes; Meropidae.